Molecule: messenger RNA, 714 nt
Organism: Arabidopsis lyrata subsp. lyrata
Lineage: Eukaryota; Viridiplantae; Streptophyta; Magnoliopsida; Brassicales; Brassicaceae
Product: acyl carrier protein 1, chloroplastic
Exons: 4
Coding region: 79-492 (137 amino acids)
Biological process (GO): fatty acid biosynthetic process
Molecular function (GO): acyl carrier activity
Source: RefSeq, a predicted model, not a curated record
CUUUGUACACUCCGCCCUCUCUCCCCAUCUCUUUCGACAGAUCUCUCUCUCUCUCUUUCUCUCGUAUUUCACGAAACAAUGGCGACUCAAUUCAGCGCUUCUGUCUCCAUGCAAACUUCUUGUCUGGCAACAACAAGGAUUAGUUUCCAAAAGCCAGCAUUGAUUUCCAACCAUGGAAGGACUAAUCUCUCCUUCAACCUGCGCCGUUCUAUCCCAUCUCGCCGCCUCUCUGUUUCUUGCGCGGCAAAACAAGAGACGAUAGAAAAAGUUUCUGAGAUAGUGAAGAAGCAGCUAUCACUUACACCGGAUAAAAAAGUCGUUGCAGAAACCAAAUUUGCUGACCUUGGAGCAGAUUCUCUCGACACGGUUGAGAUAGUGAUGGGUUUAGAGGAAGAGUUUAACAUCCAAAUGGCCGAAGAGAAAGCUCAGAAGAUUGCCACAGUGGAGCAAGCUGCUGAACUCAUCGAAGAGCUCAUCAAGGAGAAGAAGUAAUUUAGCCCCAAAAUAAACUUCAAAAGAAGACGACAAAAAAAAAAAAAAAAAACAGGGCGUUGAGUUUGUUUUCAUUAUGUUUGAUCUCUUUUAUGUGUCUAGCGAGUCUGUCUUUGUCCCAAUGGUUUAGUAUCUGCAUUAUGUAUCCACGGAUUUCUAUUUGUCACCUUAAACUUUUGGUGCCCCAACGAAUAUCAUUUACAAUAAAUCUUUCUUAUUUUC